ACCAUUCCGGCAGGGGAGUUCGCAACCAUGGACGCCGAUGCCGAAGUCGUGCUCCAUGCGCCACCCUUCGUCCGCAUCUUCAAGAGCGGCCGCGUCGAACGCCUCCUCGGCAACGAAGUACUCCCCGCAGGGCUCGACCCCGCCACCGGCGUAGUCUCCAAGGACGUCCUCAUCGACCCGGCCACCAACCUGGUGGCCCGCCUCUACCUCCCGGACCUCGCCGGUAGCCCACCGGACAGGAAACUCCCAGUCCUUGUCUACUACCAUGGCGGCGGCUUCGUCAUCGAGACCGCCUUCUCCCCGACGUACCACAACUACCUUAACUCCCUCGUGGCCGCGGCCGGCGUGGUGGCCGUGUCCGUGGACUACCGCCGCGCGCCGGAGCACCCUCUCCCGGCCGCGUACGACGACUCGUGGGCGGCACUCCAGUGGGUUGCGUCGCGGCCUCCGGCGGAGGAGUGGCUCGCGGAGCGCGGGGACCUGGGGCGGGUGUUCCUGGCAGGGGACAGCGCGGGCGCCAACAUCGUGCAUCAGGUGGCGCUGCGGGUGGCAGCGGAGGGGUUGGGCGGUGCAGCCACGAUCAAGGGGCUGCUGCUGAUCCACCCGUACUUCUGGGGGGCGGAGCCGCUGGGGUCGGAAAGCCGGGAUCCAGAGACGAGGGCGGGGCCGGAGAAAAUCUGGACGUUGGUGUGCCCGGGAACGGUGGGGCCGGACGACCCGCGGCUGAACCCGCUGGCGGAGGGGGCAACGAGCAUGGCGGGGCUGCCGUGCCGGCGGGUGCUGGUGAUGGUGGCGGAGGAGGACAUACUGCGGGAGAGGGGGCGGGCGUACUACGAGGCGCUGGAGCGGAGCGGGUGGGAAGGGGAGGCGCGGCUGAUGGAGGCGGAGGGGGAGCAGCAUGUGUUCCAUUUCCGUGAUCCCAAGAGCGCGAAAGCGGUGAGCAUGAUGCAGACCGUGGUUUCUUUCCUCACUUCCGAUUGAUCGGAACCGUGAGUUCAGAAAUGGACGGACGGAUGACAGCCCACCUCGAGCCAUCAAUAAACCGUGCUUCCAACGGUUCUAGACAUCAUAAAAUCGAAUGCCGUGGAUCUUCUUGCGUUUGAUACUUUAGACCAGUCGAUCAAUAAUAUAACUCCUGAGGUUGAAAUGUUUGACCCAA
Molecule: messenger RNA, 1159 nt
Organism: Musa acuminata subsp. malaccensis (wild Malaysian banana)
Lineage: Eukaryota; Viridiplantae; Streptophyta; Magnoliopsida; Zingiberales; Musaceae
Product: tuliposide A-converting enzyme 1, chloroplastic-like
Molecular function (GO): hydrolase activity
Source: RefSeq, a predicted model, not a curated record